Chaetura pelagica (chimney swift) is the source of this 1422-nucleotide messenger RNA. It is a transcript of the gene FZD5, whose product is annotated as frizzled class receptor 5. Gene Ontology annotation, molecular function: Wnt-protein binding; Wnt receptor activity. The record is from RefSeq and is a predicted model, not a curated record. Gene Ontology annotation, biological process: canonical Wnt signaling pathway; non-canonical Wnt signaling pathway. Gene Ontology annotation, cellular component: plasma membrane. The transcript has a single exon. NCBI's taxonomy places the organism in Eukaryota, Metazoa, Chordata, Aves, Apodiformes, Apodidae. The annotation marks the transcript as partial.
CCCUGCCGCUCCGUCUGCGAGCGGGCCAAGGCUGGGUGCUCGCCUAUCAUGCAGCAGUAUGGUUUUGCCUGGCCUGAGAGGAUGAACUGCGACAGCCUGCCAGUGCUGGGGGACACCGAGGUGCUCUGCAUGGGAUACAACAACACGGAAGCUACCACCCUGCCUCCUUUCUUCGGGAAGCCCACGCGCCCGGCCAAGGAUGUGGCCAAAAACCUGACCCCACUCGGUGGGCAGCGCCCCUCAGGGCUGGACUGCGGCAGGACUUGCAAGUGCAGAAAGCCCCUGAUCCCCAUCUCCAAGGAGUCACAUCCACUGUACAACCGCAUCAGGACUGGGCAGGUACCCAACUGUGCCAUCCCCUGCCACCAGCCCUACUUCACCCAGGAUGAAAAGACCUUCGCCACCUUCUGGAUCGGCCUCUGGUCCAUCCUCUGUUUCCUCUCCACCUCCACCACUGUUGCCACCUUCCUCAUUGACAUGGAGCGUUUCAAGUACCCAGAGCGUCCCAUCAUCUUCCUCUCUGCCUGCUACCUCUUCGUCUCUGUGGGCUACAUUGUGCGGCUGGUGGCAGGGCAUGCCAACGUGGCUUGCAACCUGGAGCACCACCAUAUUCACUAUGAGACCACAGGCCCUGCCCUCUGCACCGUGGUUUUCCUUCUCCUCUACUUUUUUGGCAUGGCCAGCUCCAUCUGGUGGGUCAUCCUUUCCCUCACCUGGUUCCUGGCAGCUGGCAUGAAGUGGGGCAACGAGGCCAUCGCUAGCUAUGCACAGUACUUCCACCUGGCCGCCUGGCUCAUCCCCAGUGCCAAAUCCAUUGCUGUACUGGCACUCAGCUCUGUAGAUGGUGACCCGGUGGCAGGGGUUUGCUACGUGGGCAACCAGAGCCUGGAGAACCUGCGGGGCUUUGUGCUAGCACCACUAGUGGUUUACCUCUUCACCGGUAGCCUCUUCCUGCUGGCUGGCUUCAUCUCACUCUUUCGCAUCCGCAGUGUGAUCAAGCAGGGUGGCACCAAGACUGACAAGCUGGAGAAGCUAAUGAUUCGUAUUGGCAUCUUCACUGUGCUCUACACCGUGCCUGCCACCAUCGUCAUCGCCUGCUACAUCUAUGAGCAGCACAACCGGGAGGCAUGGGAGCAGGCACAGAACUGCUCCUGCCCAGGGGACCCCCACCACCCCAAACCUGACUACGCCGUUUUUAUGCUGAAGUACUUCAUGUGCCUGGUGGUGGGCAUCACCUCUGGUGUCUGGAUCUGGUCUGGCAAGACACUUGAAUCCUGGAGGCGCUUCACAGCCCGCUGCUUUCGGGCCAGGAAGCCUGUGGGUGCUUCCGUGUAUGGCGAGGCCAGCCCAGCGCUGGCAGGCAGGAUGGUGGUGCCCAGCAUGGCCUCCUACCACAAGCAGGUCCCGCUGUCCCACGUGUGA